ACACUCUCCGACGGUUUAUAAGCGCUAAACCCUUCCGUUUUUGCAACUCUCUACUAAUAAACCCUAAACCACUCUUCCUCUUUACGGAGGAACGCUCUAAGAAACCAAACCGUGGUCUCUUGAUUUUGGAACACUUACUCGUGUAUUAUUAAAGGAUCCUGAAAUCUGCAUGAUCGACUCCGAGAAGAUGAAUUUCAAAAAUGCCAAAGUCCCCAAGAUGCCAGGUGCUGUCCCUGCUGUGUUUAAGCUGGGAGUCCUGGGUGCUCUUGGUGUUUAUGGGGUGGCCAACAGUCUCUACAAUGUUGAUGGAGGGCACCGAGCUAUUGUGUUCAAUCGUCUGGUCGGUGUCAAAGAUAAGGUUUAUCCUGAGGGAACACACCUUAUGCUUCCAUGGUUUGAGAGGCCAGUCAUCUAUGAUGUCCGUGCUCGACCGCAUUUAGUUGAGAGUACCUCGGGUAGUCGUGAUCUCCAGAUGGUGAAGAUUGGGCUUCGUGUUCUCACUCGUCCAGUGGCAGACCAGUUACCUACAAUUUAUCGGACCCUUGGUGAGAAUUAUAAUGAGAGAGUUCUGCCCUCGAUCAUUCAUGAAACUUUGAAAGCUGUGGUUGCACAGUACAACGCCAGUCAACUCAUCACUCAGAGAGAGGCUGUUAGUAGGGAAAUUCGCAAGAUUUUGACUGAGCGGGCAGCCUAUUUUAACAUUGCACUUGAUGAUGUGUCUAUCACAAGCUUGACUUUUGGAAAGGAAUUUACAGCUGCAAUUGAGGCAAAACAAGUAGCUGCCCAAGAAGCUGAGAGGGCAAAGUUUAUUGUGGAGAAGGCUGAACAAGACAAGAAGAGUGCUGUUAUCCGAGCACAGGUAUGGAUUGAUCCUCAUGUUUGCCUUGAUUGUGGAGUUAUGGUUAGUUGCAAUCCUCAACUUUCUUGUCUUGAGCCUUCCUACUUACAUCAAUUUAGGAUUUUGUUGAUAGAUGUCUUCCAGUAUUUUUUGCUACUUCCUCAAGAAUCUGGACUUUCUUUCUCCAUCAUAUGGGAAUUAUCUGUUCUUCCUUCUUAUAACAUAGUCACUUUCUCUGGUCGUCAGGGUGAAGCCAAGAGUGCCCAGCUCAUUGGUCAAGCUAUUGCCAACAAUCCUGCUUUCAUUACACUGAGGAAGAUUGAGGCGGCAAGAGAAAUUGCUCACACCAUCUCAAAUUCGGCCAACAAGGUUUACUUGAACGCAGAUGAUCUGUUGCUGAACCUUCAGGAGAUGAAUCUUGAGACCUCAAAGAAAUAGGUGCAUCAGAUCAAAACUUAAGUGACUCAAUCACCUCUGCUAGUUUUGUUUCUCACUGUUGCAGGAAUUUUUCUGAAAAUAACAAGCACUGACCCAAAACACAUGGUUGUUUUAUCUUUUCAUAGAUAGUCUGAAAUGAGGGAUACAUAUAGAGCUUAAGUCUGACUUUGUGAAUGCUCAAUUGAGGUGCAAAAACAACUGUGAGAUAUAUUCUUAUUAUGCAGUACAGAGUCGUCUUUG
Messenger RNA from Rubroshorea leprosula, 1516 nucleotides. Lineage: Eukaryota; Viridiplantae; Streptophyta; Magnoliopsida; Malvales; Dipterocarpaceae. The record is from the annotation of a GenBank genome assembly.